AACUGGGUGCGGAGCCAGUGACUGGUACAGCACUCCCCAAGUCAACUUCUGCCAGAACCACGACAGAUGGAAGCUGUCAGCCGGCUACUCCCCACCAAUCACUCCGUCCGUCCUCCUGAAGCCCCGCCCCCGGAGCAAUGGCCGGCUUCGCGCUGUGGAAGGAGCGGCGGCUGCGGCCCGGCGCUGACACCAGCAGGAAGGGCCGAGUGGACGCGCCCAUCGCCGAGCUGCUGGAACUGCUGAACGGCUCGGAGCGGUACUGCAGCACCAGCUCCUGCUCGGGCCGCCUGCUGCUGCUGGGGGGCUCUGACCAGACUGAAGGACAGAAACAGAACUGCCCCUGGCUGUUUGUGACCCAUCAGAAGUGUCGGACAGAAGAUGUGGUCGCAGGGCUACAGAAAGCUCAAGACAAUGCAGUGUUUAAGUUUGAACCAUUUGUUCUUCACGUCCAGUGCAGGGAGGUGCAGGAUGCACAGCUCCUGCAUUCUGUCGCCAUAAACUCGGGCUUCAGGAACUCCGGCAUCACAAUCGGCAAGAAGGGGAAAAUAAUGAUGGCUGUUCGCAGCACCCAUUGCCUGGAGGUUCCUUUGUGCCACCAAGGAUCUGUGUUGGUGAGUGAAGAGUACAUCGAUUACCUCGUACAAGUGGCCAAUCGAAAAAUGGAGGAAAACCAGAGGAGGAUAGAAAGGUUUCAUGCCAGCCUUCGAUCCCUCAUCGACUCCACCGCUCCUAUCGAGGAGCCUGGCGGGGAGACCGUCAAAGCCGCUGUUGUCUACACCCGCCGGAGGCGACGGGGCGCCGCAGAGAGGCAGCAGAGGCACCGAGAGCCAACGGCUCCAAGUGAUGGUGAAGGUGACCUUGGGUUUCUGAUGGGCCCCACAUGAUCCCGGCUUGUACCUAAAGAAAGCACAGCCCUUGUCUGCAGUCAGAAUCCCUGCAGGGUGUCAACCGAUAGCUUCAGAUAUAAUCUUCCUUUGACAGCUGGAUAAUUUAAUCACCGCUUCACAACUGCUGGAGCGCUGGUUUGUUUUGGACCACUUUUGUAAAGUGAAUUUUAUCUCUGCUGCUGCUAAAUGGGCAGCAUAUUUUGGAUAAUGUGAGCUGGGUUAUAUCCAACAUAUUUAUUACAGAAAUUGUCUGAAAACAUUGUGGUAAAGGAAACAUAAGAUGUGAAGUUCAAACGCCGUGUGUUAUUCUUUAUCCUGUUUCUGAGCAUGAGUAUUAAGUAUCUGA
Molecule: messenger RNA, 1233 nt
Organism: Pristis pectinata (smalltooth sawfish)
Lineage: Eukaryota; Metazoa; Chordata; Chondrichthyes; Rhinopristiformes; Pristidae
Gene: tyw3
Product: tRNA-yW synthesizing protein 3 homolog (S. cerevisiae)
Exons: 7
Coding region: 138-884 (248 amino acids)
Biological process (GO): tRNA methylation
Cellular component (GO): cytoplasm
Molecular function (GO): tRNA methyltransferase activity
Source: RefSeq, a predicted model, not a curated record